AUGGCGGCUCAACAUCAACCACAACAUGCCGCUCAGCGACCUAUUCAACAAGACUGGGCUAACAGAGAAUAUGUUGAAGUGAUAACUUGCAGUAUUAAGAAAAUAUCAGACUUUUUAAAUUCUUUUGACAUGUCGUGUCGCUCGCGAUUAGCCACGUUGAAUGAAAAAUUGACAGAGUUGGAGCGUAGGGUGGAAUACAUCGAAGCCAGAAUAACGAAAGGAGAGACCUUAUCGUAA
Messenger RNA from Lottia gigantea (owl limpet), 237 nucleotides. RefSeq lists its product as hypothetical. Gene Ontology annotation, cellular component: SCAR complex. The coding region runs from base 1 to 237 and encodes 78 amino acids. Gene Ontology annotation, molecular function: protein-containing complex binding. NCBI's taxonomy places the organism in Eukaryota, Metazoa, Mollusca, Gastropoda, Lottiidae. The transcript has a single exon. The record is from RefSeq and is a predicted model, not a curated record. Gene Ontology annotation, biological process: cell motility; regulation of actin polymerization or depolymerization; actin filament organization.